Penicillium argentinense is the source of this 1596-nucleotide messenger RNA. RefSeq names its product chaperonin-containing T-complex subunit CCT2. Lineage: Eukaryota; Fungi; Ascomycota; Eurotiomycetes; Eurotiales; Aspergillaceae. Gene Ontology annotation, biological process: protein folding. The record is from RefSeq and is a predicted model, not a curated record. Gene Ontology annotation, molecular function: ATP-dependent protein folding chaperone; ATP hydrolysis activity; ATP binding. The coding region runs from base 1 to 1596 and encodes 531 amino acids. The transcript has 4 exons. Gene Ontology annotation, cellular component: chaperonin-containing T-complex; cytosol.
AUGGCUUCCUUCGGCAAUCCCACACAGAUCUUUGCGGACGACGUGAUCGAGGAGAAGGGCGAGAAUGCCCGUCUGUCGGCUUUUGUCGGCGCCAUCGCUGUUGGUGACCUCGUGAAGAGUACCCUGGGUCCCAAGGGCAUGGACAAGAUUCUGCAGUCUGCAUCGACCGGCGACAUCCUCGUGACGAACGACGGUGCUACCAUCUUGAAAUCUAUUGCUCUGGAUAACGCCGCGGCGAAGGUGCUGGUCAACAUUUCGAAGGUUCAGGACGACGAGGUCGGCGAUGGCACAACAUCCGUCACCGUUCUUGCCGCAGAGCUCCUGCGGGAGGCUGAGAAGCUGGUGAACUCCAAGAUUCAUCCUCAGACCAUCAUUGAGGGCUACCGGAUAGCCAGCAAGGCUGCCCUGGCCGCUCUGGAGACCGUGGCCGUCGACCGCAGCAAGGACCCCGAGGCUUUCCGUAAGGACCUGCACUCUAUCGCCCGUACCACCCUGAGCUCCAAGGUGCUCGCUCAAGACCGCGAUCACUUCGCUCGUCUCGCAUGCGAGGCCGUCCUGCGUCUCAAGGGCUCGACCGAUCUCAGCCACAUCCAGAUUAUCAAGAAGGCGGGUGGUAAGCUGAACGACUCAUACCUGGACGAGGGUUUCAUUAUGGACAAGAAGAUUGGUGUCAACCAGCCCAAGCGGUUGGAGAACGCUAAGAUCCUGGUGGCUAACACCGCCAUGGACACGGAUAAGGUGAAGAUCUUCGGUGCUCGCGUCAAGGUCGAGUCGACCGGCAAGCUGGCCGACCUGGAGAAGGCUGAGCGCGAGAAGAUGCGCGCAAAGGUGGAGCAGAUCAAGUCCCAUGGCAUCAACUGUUUCGUCAACCGUCAAUUGAUCUAUAACUGGCCCGAGCAGCUGUUCACCGAGGCUGGCAUCAUGUCCAUCGAGCACGCCGACUUCGACGGUAUUGAGCGUCUGGCUCUGGUGACCGGUGGUGAGAUUGCUUCGACUUUCGAGCAUCCCGACCAGGUGAAGCUGGGUGGCUGUGACCUUAUUGAGGAAGUCAUCAUCGGCGAGGAUACUCUCAUCAAGUUCUCCGGCGUGGCUGCGGGCCAGGCCUGUACCAUUGUGCUGCGCGGUGCCACCGAGCAGCUGCUGGAUGAGGCUGAGCGCUCGCUCCACGACGCCCUCGCCGUCCUGUCGCAGACCGUGAAGGACCCGCGGGUUACCCUGGGCGGUGGCUGCGCCGAGAUGGUGAUGGCCAAGGCUGUGGAGCAGGCCGCUCAAAACACCACUGGCAAGAAGCAACUGGCGGUGGACUCGUUCGCGCACGCCCUGAAGCAGCUGCCGACCAUUCUGGCUGACAAUGCAGGACUGGACUCGAGCGACCUGGUGACCCGUCUGCGUCAGGCGAUCAACAAUGGCAUGACCAGCUCUGGAUUGGACUUGUUGACGCCAGGCGGCGGCAUUGCUGACAUGCGCGAUCUGGGCGUUGUGGAGGCAUAUAAGCUGAAGAAGGCGGUUGUUUCGUCGGCCUCCGAGGCUGCGGAGCUUUUGCUCCGUGUGGACAACAUUAUCCGGGCGGCUCCUCGUCGUCGGGAUCGUAUGUGA